CCAUGAACUGGAAUCUCCGAUAGAUAGCCCAGUGUCCCCAAUUUCUGACCGUCACGCACCCCUGAUCGUGGUUUUGCGCCAUUAAAAGGGUCCCUUUCGAUGGGUUCCAAUGAAAGGACUCUUGAUGAAACCGCAAUGCGCGUAUACUUCAGAAAUCCUGCAUAUCCGUCCGCUAUAACUUCACACGCAGGACUCCAAGCGGGGCCUUCAUCCUCAAUUCCUAAAAAGGGAACCGCGCCAGAAUCAUUGGUGGCCGACAUCCUAGCUUUGUCAUCCGAGCAGCUAGAGGAACAAAGAUCCAAUCAGUGGACUGUAUACAGCUUUUCGAUGCAGUGCCAGCUUAACGAGGUGGAGCGUGUGUAUCAUUACGACAUUCAGCCAGGGGAGCUCCUUGAGUUGCAUCGUCGAGGUCAUUAUGUGUUCCUGUCGCGCGAACGCUACAUACAACCGUACUUUGAUUGCUUGGCAUACAGAGCCAAAGACAAGGGGAAAGGGAAGCGAGUGGGGCUCUCCCGAAAGGGUUCCAGUGAUAUGAUGAAUGAUCAUACACAAGUCCAUCGUUCACUCACUCUCAAAUCGUCAAGGUCGUCACUCAACUUGAAAUCCUCCACACCAUCCCCUGGAUCGAGACGAGCAUCCGUGAAGGAAGGAUUAUCUUUUCAACAUCCAGCAGAAACCACUCAUCCUCAAGUGCAAUCGAGUCCUUCGCCAUGGAAUAUAUUUGAACAAGGACCAGAACGGAGCAAAGGCAAUGACUCCACAUUUUCGAGUUUAGUAGAAGGCGUCACCAGUGUCUCGGAUGCCACUGUUGCGGCGCCAUUCUCCCCUUUACCAGGUCCUACACAGCAGGAUUCGCGUAAACCUCGAUUAUUACCCCAUUCCUCCUCAUCGUCACUGCGACACAUCCUGAGCUUUGGUUCAUUUAACGAAGAUGCUCGCACCGGAGGCACAUCAGGUUCGACAACAAAAUGGAAAUCAUGCUGGUUGACCCUUAGUGAUAGUGUGUUGCGGAUUUGGAAGCAUCGGGCUGUGAGUUUUCGCUUGCGCAUAAAAGUAAGCUGAUAACAAUCGCAUCGUUCCCAGUCGCAAAACCCACUGGACACCUUCAACUUGAGUGAAUUGAUAUCUAUACAAGAGCGUGAUUCACACAGUCCAACGUUGAUCCCAUUCCCCGGUCAACCUGGACACUUUCUAUCUAUCAAAUUUCUGGAGCCACAUACUGGCGGAGCCUCCCGAGAGGUUAGGGAGCGCCUGCUCUCUGUUAACCUACCGGACCAACACUGUUGAGUACCUUUCUUUGUAACAGUGAUGCGCAGACUCUUCUCAUCAG
Messenger RNA from Cantharellus anzutake, 1330 nucleotides. RefSeq lists its product as uncharacterized. NCBI's taxonomy places the organism in Eukaryota, Fungi, Basidiomycota, Agaricomycetes, Cantharellales, Hydnaceae. The transcript is spliced from 5 exons. The record is from RefSeq and is a predicted model, not a curated record. Bases 100 to 1062 code for a protein of 320 amino acids.